AUGCUAAAUGAUGAGCAGAGACGUGUUUAUGAAGAAAUCAUUCACUCUGUGAAUCACGACAAAGGGGGUAUGUUUUUUGUCCAUGGUUUCGGUGGUACUGGGAAAACUUUCAUGUGGACUAUUCUUGGUGAUGAUAUAAGGUCUAAAGGUAAUAUUGUUCUCAAUGUUGUUUCAAGUGGUAUAGCUGCUUUCCUUUUGGAAGGUGGUACAACGGCUCAUUCAAGAUUUGGUAUUCCAAUAAAUCUUAAUGAAUAUUCUAUUUUUGGAGGUAAAGUUGUUGUGUUAGGAGGUGAUUUUAGACAGAUACUACUUGUUAUUACCAAAGGAGGAAGAGGAGCGACAAUUUUAGCAUCUCUCAACUCAUCUGUUCUUUGGAAUAGUUGUAAAGUUCUUAAACUUACAAAAAAUUUGAGACUUCGCAAGGCCACUAGUAGUAUGGACGCGGGUGCUCUCGCUACUUUUUCAAAGUGGCUUCAUGAUAUCGGGGAUGGCAAAAUCAACGAGUCAAAUAGUGGGGAUGUGGAGAUAGAAAUUCUGGAUGAUUUACUAAUUAAUACAAGUGGAAAUCUUAUUGAAGCAAUAUUUAAAGAAAUUUACGGAGAAAAUUUUGCAAGGAGGACUGAUCCAAAUUUCUUUAGUGAAAGAGCUAUUCUAAGUCCAAGAAAUGACGAUGUUGAUAAGAUAAAUCAGUUGAUGCUUACUAAGCUCCCAGGUGAAGAGAGACGAUAUCUUAGCUCUGAUAGUAUUGAAACGUCUGAUACAAGCGGACAUGAUGAUAUGAUCUACACUCAGGAAUUAUUAAACAGUAUACAAGUUUCUGGAUUGCCAAGCCAUGUUUUGACGUUGAGAAUAGGAGCACCUGUCAUGUUGUUAAGAAAUAUAGAUCCUAAGGGAGGUUUACCGUGUAUUGAAAACACAUCGGCCUCCUCCAAGAUCUUUACAAAACCGGAGUUUGAAGGACUUGAGCAUCACAAGGCUACCUUGGAGUUUGGUGGACGUUAUUACAUAAAGCAUAAAAUGGAGCAUGAAGGUGGAUCUUCCGGGACUCAAAAUGAAGUUAGGGUAGAUUAA
Camelina sativa (false flax) is the source of this 1071-nucleotide messenger RNA. Lineage: Eukaryota; Viridiplantae; Streptophyta; Magnoliopsida; Brassicales; Brassicaceae. The record is from RefSeq and is a predicted model, not a curated record.